CCACAAUGCAAUCAAUCUGUCUUAUCUCUCUACAGAGAAAGAAAUAAGAAGUAUUCCCAGAAAGCGGGGAUACUUAAUCUCUAUAUCUUCCUCCCAAACACAAGCUAAUCUUCCAUCGGGUUUUGGUCGCCAUGGGUGUCUCCGGCGAACCAGUGGAGGUGGAUUCCGGCCAGUCCCGCCUCAGGGAGCUCGGCUACAAGCAAGAGCUCAAGCGCGACCUCUCGGUGUUCUCCAACUUCGCGAUAUCGUUCUCGAUCAUAUCGGUGUUGACGGGGAUAACCACGACUUACAACACGGGCCUGAGAUUCGGUGGCACUGUGAGCAUGGUCUACGGAUGGUUCCUGGCGGGGGCCUUCACCAUGUGCGUCGGCUUAUCCAUGGCUGAGAUCUGCUCCUCUUACCCUACUUCCGGCGGUCUCUACUACUGGAGCGCCAAGCUCGCCGGUCCCGCCUGGGCUCCUUUCGCUUCCUGGAUGACCGGCUGGUUCAACAUUGUCGGUCAGUGGGCUGUCACCACGAGCGUGGAUUUCUCUCUGGCUCAGCUGAUUCAGGUGAUCGUGCUUCUCGCCACUGGCGGAAAGAGCGGAGGCGGAUACGAAGCGUCCAAAUACGUAGUCAUCGCCAUUCAUGCCGGAGUCCUCUUCACUCACGCCAUCCUCAACAGCCUCCCCAUCUCUGUCUUGUCUUUCAUCGGCCAGCUUGCUGCUCUCUGGAAUCUUCUCGGUGUAUUGGUGCUCAUGAUUCUGAUUCCUUCGGUCUCCACGGAAAGAGCCAGCACUGAAUUUGUGUUCAGUAAUUUCAACACUGAUAAUGGCGUUGGAAUUAGCAGCAAGCCUUACAUGUUCCUUCUUGGACUUCUGAUGAGCCAAUAUACCAUCACAGGGUACGAUGCCUCUGCCCACAUGACAGAGGAGACGAAGAGCGCGGACAAGAACGGGCCGAAAGGAAUAAUAAGCGCGAUUGGAAUCUCGAUACUAUUCGGUUGGGGAUAUAUAGUGGGCAUAAGCUAUGCAGUGACAGACAUCCCAUACCUGUUGAGCGAGAGCAACAACUCUGGUGGGUACCCCAUUGCCGAGAUCUUCUACAUGGCUUUCAAGAACAGGUUCGGGAGUGGGACGGGGGGAAUCUUGUGCUUGGGGGUGGUAGCCGUGGCCAUAUUCUUCUGCGGGAUGAGCUCUGUCACCAGCAAUUCCAGAAUGGCUUAUGCGUUUUCGAGAGACGGGGCGAUGCCUUGGUCGGGUUUAUGGCACAGAGUGAACAAACAUGAGGUGCCCAUAAACGCAGUGUGGCUAUCGGCAUUCAUCUCCUUCUGCAUGGCUCUCACUUCGCUGGGGAGUCUUGUAGCGUUUCAGGCAAUGGUGUCAAUAGCGACAAUCGGAUUGUACAUAGCAUACGCAAUACCUAUAUUCCUAAGAGUGACAUUGGCUCGUAACAGAUUCAAAGCAGGGCCCUUCAACCUGGGCGGCGGCCGGUUCGCUCUGGCGGUCGGGUGGGUGGCGGUUCUAUGGGUUGCGACCAUCUCAGUGCUCUUCUCGCUGCCGGUGGCAUUCCCAGUGACCUCAGAGACACUCAAUUACACUCCCGUCGCCGUCGGUGGCUUCCUCCUCCUCUCUAUCUCUUCUUGGCUUCUCAGUGCUCGCCAUUGGUUUACAGGACCCGUCGCCAAUAUCACCCCCACCAUAAACUGAAUGAAACGAUUCUACUACAUCUCUAUUUGAUGUUAUUAUUGUCUCGGGGUUGAAUAUUAAUCAUGAUUAUUAUUAUUUUUUUAUAAUGGAUAACCCAGGAUGGGAUCAAACUCCUA
Molecule: messenger RNA, 1804 nt
Organism: Tarenaya hassleriana
Lineage: Eukaryota; Viridiplantae; Streptophyta; Magnoliopsida; Brassicales; Cleomaceae
Product: amino-acid permease BAT1
Exons: 8
Coding region: 132-1688 (518 amino acids)
Biological process (GO): gamma-aminobutyric acid transport; transmembrane transport
Cellular component (GO): membrane
Molecular function (GO): L-lysine transmembrane transporter activity; L-glutamate transmembrane transporter activity; gamma-aminobutyric acid transmembrane transporter activity
Source: RefSeq, a predicted model, not a curated record